AUGGCCACUGCAGCCCUCAUCAGCCCCAACACCCCCUACUAUCCACACCACUCGCCCUCAUCGUACUCGUCUGGCGGCUACUACCAACAACAGGGACCGCAACAAGGACAACACCAAGACGCGUCACAAAACCGCGGUCCCGGAAACGGCCACGCCCAUAUCCACAGCCACUCCCACGGCCACGGCCACGGUCACGGUCACGGUCACGGACAAAUAUCACCGUCCACUACAGCAGCUGGAAUGAUCUCACCUGUCGAUUCGCGCCGUACCUCCGACGACCACGACAUGUCGGGCCACCGCCAGUCUCUUCCCUCUCUCAAAGAGAUUAUUGGCAAGACUACCUCCUCGAGCUACCACCACCCGUCGUCGGCGCCACCUAGUGGACCUCAGCAUGGGCUGCCCUCUCCUUUCUCGACAACGGCUCCACCACGGCCUUUCCCGGCCGAGUCCCCCAGCGACAUGCAGCAUUCGCCUCGAUCACUGCACCACCCGGCUUCUAUCCCACCUCCUCCUUCGUCCAUGUACAACCAACGACCAGAGCCGACAUCGACAUUUCCCGCGCCACCACGUCCGCCGCUUCCCGGCCGUGCACAUGGACCUCCAUCGUUGCCGUCUCCCUUCGAGUCACAUCAGCAACCCUUGAUGCAUGAGCCUCCCGUCGACUUGAACCGGUCACGGACACGGUACGAUCAGGCAGUCUCCCGGCACUUUGAAUCUUGGAGCUACACGGAGUAUCUCGCACGGAUUGGAAGCAAUUCGCGGACAAUAUACAACUUCGCUGAGGCCUUUGGCAGUAUCGCACGGGAAGAGCACGGGCCGCACCCGAUGCCGGGGCGCAUGCCGAGCGACCGCGAAGUUUGCGAAAUGAUCAGCAAUGCAGAGUGGCUGAAAACGAUGCUGGAAAGCCUUCGCCACAUGGUCCAGAACACCGUCAGUGAAGGCAACUCUGGACCUGGCAGCGGAAGUGCGAGUGGCCCUUCCAGCGGCAGUAGCGGCAGGCAGAAGCCUGCAAAUAUGGACGACGCAGACAUGCCAAUGUACAGCGAACCCGGGCAGAAGCCGUACGGCAUGGAGGUGAAGAAGAGACGAGGCGUAUGUUCAUCCACUCCACCUCAUCCCGAAUCACCAUAUUGUUGA
This is a messenger RNA of Sporothrix brasiliensis 5110, 1137 nucleotides long. RefSeq lists its product as uncharacterized. Bases 1 to 1137 code for a protein of 378 amino acids. The transcript has 3 exons. The record is from RefSeq and is a predicted model, not a curated record. Lineage: Eukaryota; Fungi; Ascomycota; Sordariomycetes; Ophiostomatales; Ophiostomataceae.